CCCGCCGUUUCUGGUGCGCGCUCGCAGCUGAAGUUUUUUCUUUUUCUUUUUUGCCGCAAAGGGGGAGCGCGCGCGCGAUUGAGAGAAAAAGAGCAGCCCAGAAGGUUUUUGUUUUUGUUUUAAAAAAGGGGGGAGAUCCAGUUUCUUCGUCUUCUUUUUUUUCCAAUGGCCAAAGGGGAAGGCGCAGAAAGCGUUUCGGCGGCUGGACUCUUACAGCAGAGCAUCCUAAAGCAAGAGGAGUUGAUACGUCCCAAGAGAGAAAACAGAGGAAAGUUAUCAGUAUGCAGUAAAGUAUGUUAUGCCAUUGGUGGAGCCCCUUACCAGAUUACUGGCUGUGCCUUGGGAUUUUUUCUGCAGAUCUACUUACUAGAUGUGGCACAGCUGGACCCUUUCUAUGCCUCCAUCAUUCUCUUUGUGGGCCGCGCGUGGGAUGCCAUCACCGAUCCGUUGGUGGGUUUCUUCAUCAGUAAAACCUCAUGGAGUCGCUUUGGACGCCUGAUGCCCUGGAUUAUAUUUUCCACUCCCUUUGCUGUGAUCUCAUACUUCUUGAUAUGGUUUGUGCCGGACAUCUCCCGGGGGCAGCUGAUGUGGUACCUUUUCUUCUACUGCAUUUUCCAGACCCUCGUAACGUGCUUCCACGUGCCGUACUCAGCCCUGACCAUGUUCAUUAGCCGUGAACAGAGUGAGCGGGACUCUGCCACCGCCUACCGUAUGACGGUGGAAGUGCUCGGUACCGUCCUGGGAACAGCCAUCCAAGGCCAGAUCGUGGGCAAAGCGGACACCCCGUGCAUUGCAGACCCGCUCCUGUUGAGCUUGGCAAACUCUUCGUCGGUGGUCAUGGAGGAGUUGAACAUCACCCAUGAAACGGGCUCACUCACAGAUACGAGAAACGCCUACAUGAUAGCCGCUGGUGUCAUUGGUGGGAUUUAUAUUCUUUGCGCCUUUAUCCUGACGGUUGGUGUGCGGGAAAAACGAGCGCCUAUUGAGCUCCAGUCAGAUGAGCCUGUUUCUUUCUUCCAAGGCUUGAAGCUGGUAAUGAACCACGGACCCUACAUCAAGUUGAUCGCUGGCUUCCUUUUUACGUCUCUGGGCUUCAUGCUGCUGGAAGGCAACUUUGCCUUGUUCUGUACAUACACCUUGGGAUUCCGCAAUGAUUUCCAGAAUAUUCUCCUGGCCAUCAUGCUCUCUGCCACUCUGACCAUCCCAUUCUGGCAGUGGUUUCUCACUCGCUUUGGAAAGAAAACGGCAGUCUACAUUGGCAUCUCGUCAGCCAUGCCAUUCCUCAUCUUGGUUGUGAUUCUGAAAAGUAACCUUGUUGUAACUUACAUUGUCGCUGUUGCAGCCGGGAUCAGUGUAGCUGCUGCCUUCCUUUUGCCAUGGUCCAUGUUGCCAGAUGUUGUGGAUGACUUCAAGCUUCAGCAUCCGGAUUCCGCUGGGCACGAAGCAAUCUUCUUCUCCUUCUAUGUCUUCUUCACCAAGUUUGCUUCUGGAGUGUCUCUUGGGAUCUCCACCCUCAGUUUAGACUUUGCUGGAUACAAGACCCGGGGCUGCAACCAACCAGAGGAGGUGCAUUUGACCCUGAAGAUGCUCGUCUCAGCUGCUCCUGUGGCUUUGAUCAUCGUUGGCCUCCUACUCUUCAAGUUGUACCCCAUUGAUGAGGAGAGGCGAAGGAAAAACAAGAAGGCACUGCAGGAUUUACGAGAGGAAGAAAGCAGUAACAGCAGCUCUGAGUCGGACUCCACAGAGCUAGCCAGCAUCGUUUGACCCCGGCUUUCCUUCGUUUCACUUGUUUACACACUGGGGGACCUUUAGACAGGAAGGGGCGGGUGCAGCCUCUGUCGCACAGGAACGAUGCUGACUUAUUCCCACAGAGGGGAGUAUUCUGCGACAUCCUUCUGGAAUGUUCUGGAGAAACAGCCAAACACUGGUCUAUGUUGUGCCUGCAUAUGGGAUUUCACUCAGCACUGAUCGUAUGUGUGUACAAUGCAGGACAGUAUUCAGUGCUGCGGUAAAGGUACCUCUUGAUGAAAUAAACACUGAUGCCAAGCCGAAUUUAGUUUGCACAUGACACAUGUCUUUGGAGCGGUGAUAUUCUAAGGGUGUUGCUACCCCUUGCCAACCCCACUAAUCCACCUGAUACCAUUGGCACUGAGUACAAGCGCAAGUCUCUGUGGUACCAUUAACUUUAUUAUUAUUUUUAUUAUUAUUGUUAUUUGUAUUGUGGACCCAUAUGGUGCUACUUAGUGUAUAUUACACUAUGGGCAAGGUGAACCCACCAAACUGAACCUCGUACAGGUUUGUAAAUCAGACAUGACUAAUGUAGAAAUAUCAAGUGUUUUGCUGUUUUUAUGUUUGUGUGUGCGUGCGUGUGUGUGCAUGUAGAGAGCCUAAUUAAUUGAAAUAACUUAAUUUUGUUGUAAAUACAAACUUGUUUUUUCCUCCAAUUUGUAUAUAUCUGUACAGCAAGAUGACUGUGAAACUAUUAAUAUAGUUGUAAUUAAAAUGCAGAAAUGACAUCCA
Molecule: messenger RNA, 2520 nt
Organism: Eublepharis macularius
Lineage: Eukaryota; Metazoa; Chordata; Lepidosauria; Squamata; Eublepharidae
Gene: MFSD2A
Product: MFSD2 lysolipid transporter A, lysophospholipid
Exons: 14
Coding region: 166-1764 (532 amino acids)
Biological process (GO): carbohydrate transport
Cellular component (GO): membrane
Molecular function (GO): lysophospholipid:sodium symporter activity
Source: RefSeq, a predicted model, not a curated record